AUGCCCCUCGACGAAGAAAUCGAAAUCUGCAGAGUAUGUCGGUGUCCCUCCACUCCAGAACAGCCGCUUCAUUAUCCAUGCAAAUGUUCGGGAUCGAUGAAAUAUGUGCACCAGGAUUGUCUUGAAGAAUGGCUACAGCACAGCAAAAAGCGCCAAUGCGAGAUUUGCAACUAUCCCUUCUCUUUCACCCCAAUAUACUCUGACCAAGCCCCCGAACGCAUAUCCGUCCUCUUUUUCAUCUCCGUCCUUGGCCGCCGCCUGCUCUCCAUGUCCCGCUUCUACACUCGCGUAGUCGUAGCUGCCCUCGUCUGGCUGAUAUGGGUGCCGUACCUCACCGUGUGGAUAUGGCGGAUGCAUUUCCAGCCGUCGUUAUUACUCAGCGCGUUUGUGGAUGGGCAGGCGACGUUAUGGAAGGCGGUGAAGAUUGAGAUUCCGUUUGGGAGGUUGGCGGUGUUUGCGACGACGAUGCCGUUGAUUCCGUUUAGGUCGUCACCGCCGACGGAGGGAAGGGCGGAACCCUGGGCGUUUGCUGUGGGUGGGCCGGAUUAUGGUCGACUGCUGAGCACAUUCUUCGCCGACGUCUUCGAAGGCCAAAUCAUUGCCUCAAUCGCAGUCAUCAUCUGCCUCGCCUUCCUCUGUCUCCGAGAAUACGUCGUGAUGAACACGCCGGUGGAUGGACAGGGCCGGCCUAUCAAUCUCCCGGCACCGCCCGCGGAACUGGACGAGUUGCCGCCGGUGGAAGCUGCGGUUGAGGAGGCUGUGAGGAUGCAUAUGGCGGAACAGGAGCGGGAAAAUGGGGGUGUGGUGGGACUGCCCGCUGCUGAACAACCGGUUCCACAUGUACAUGGCGAUUUUAUUGCACAUCGGACGGAUGGUGGGGAUGCGGCGGAAGACAAACUUGAUGUUCAGCAAAGUGGAAAUCGACAACCAUUCGCGUAUGUUGGGAUGUACGACCCAGCAAACAUCGGAAAGGACGCGGUCGAGGUGAACGCAUCCAGUUCGGGCCUGCGGCGACGGAGGAGUACCGGGCACACUACGGAGGAGGAAGAGCAUAGCCGUCACGCGUCUGAAGACCAUGCAUCGAGUUCCGGUGUCCAUCGACCACCACAACCAGAGAAUCCCGGGUCACUACACUCAGUAGACUCGAAGGACCACCCACCCCCACGCUUCGGCAGCACCAUCCCCGGCCUCGGCUUCGACCACGAAAUCUCGCAAUUCGGGGCACGGAUAACAGCCUUCCCCACCUUAGCAUCCGAAACCGAGGCGCAUGAAGUCCCCCCCAACGCCCUUCAGCCCAUGUCUUUGGGUCUAGGCGACACGUCGUUUGAUGAGGAUGAAGACGAUGACGAUGAGCAGGAGGAGGCGGAGCAGGAAAGCGUGGUUGUGGAUAAGGGGAAGAAAUCGGUCAUGUUGGAAGCGUUGGAAGCGGAUGCGGAGGAGACUGCGAAACGGUUGCGGAGUGCUGCUACUGAUUAUGAUUUGAUGAAGUUGAAGCGGUCGGGGUCGCAGCAGGAUGCAUCGGAGGAUCACGGUGGCGCGAGUCUCGUGGUUGAAUCUGCAGAUGAAGCCAACUCGGAGGAUGCAGCGGCGAUACCUGAAGACGACAACGACCAGAUGUGGGAAGACAUCGACGACGUAUUUAACGAGCCGGUCGCACCCAAUAAUGCCCGAGGAGUGCUGCUCGGCUAUUUCGGUGGGAACAGGGAGGACGGCGAACGCGAACACGAUAAUAUCGCCCAACAACAACAACCACCCCCACCACCCCCACCCCGCCCCGCCCCCGUCCACCCCCUCGUCCGCCACAUAGCCGACGCCGCCGCCGCCAACCCCAACCCCGACGUAAUCCGUCAACUCGAAGCCGCCGCCCCCAACGCUCCCCCUGCCGACAACAACAACAUCGACCUAAACGUCAACAACGAGAUGAACGCCUUCCUCGAACUCGUCGGCGUCUACGGUCCCCUCGAGCACCUCUUGCAGUCCGUCAUCAUGGUAGUCCUCGUCAUCAUCGUCGCCCUCCUCCUAGGGGUGUGGAUACCCUACUGGAUCGGCCGCGCGAUGAUGUACAUGGUGAAAGAUGUGUAUGCACCGGGCGUCGGGUGGGCGGUGGAGAAGUUGCAGGUGGUGACGGAUCCGUUGCUGGAUCCGGUGGUGGAUUUGGUGUUGGGCGGGGUUAAGGUGGCGGGGGUUGGCGGGGUUGGGGCGGGGGCUGUGAGGAAGUUUGUGGGGAAGGGGGCAAGUGAGAGUGUGGGCGGCAGAGUGAAGGGGAAUCUGACGGAGGAGGGUAAUCGGGAUAUUCCGCGAGCGGUUGAUGUGGAGAAGGCGAAUGAGACGGUGACGCCGGUGAUGGUGCAGGUCUUUGAGGCUCAGAUCGCGAGCAGUGUCAACUACACCGACACGCUUACUUCCAAGGCCAACCUUACUGUGGUUGGUAACACCACAUUACCCUCAGUUGGGUCGAAGAACGCUGCUGCAGACGCCGAAGAGCCGGAGAAGUUCCUGGGUAUCCCGGAGAAGAUCCUGUUUACGAUUAUUGGAUAUUUCACGCAGAUUUUUUUUAUCUUUGAUUAUGCUAGACGAACGGGGUUGUUGCAGCAUCCUUAUGCGCAGACUUUGAAGAGGAUUUCGUUGAAGUGGUUUUCGUAUCUGGGCAUGGGUAUCAAGUUCUCAUUCUUCCUAACAAUCGAACUCGGCGCCUUCCCGCUCUUCUGCGGAAUCCUAAUCGACAUCUGCACCCUCCCCCUCUUCGGCGCGCACGUCAACCUCGCCUCCCGCUGGGCCUUCUACAAAGCCCACCCCUGGACCUCCGAAUUCCUCCACUGGCUCGCGGGCACCACCUUCAUGUUCCAAUUCGCCCUCUACAUCUCCACCAUCCGCCGCGUCGUGCGUCCGGGGGUCAUGUGGUUCAUCCGCGACCCUAACGACCCGCAGUUCCAUCCGAUGAACGAUAUCCUUGAGCGGCCGGUGCUUACGCAGAUUCGGAAACUGGCGUUCGGGACCAUGAUGUACGCGCUGAUGGUCGUCGGCGGGGUCGGGGGCGUUGUCGGGUGCGUGUGGGUGUACGAUCACCUGACGGGGCAGACGGAGGGUCCCGGGAAGAUGUGGCCGUUGAAGUGGGAUUUGUCGGAGCCGAUGUCGGAGUUUCCGAUCGAUUUGCUGAUUUUUCAUUUUGUGGUGCCGUGGACUGUGGCGUGGAUCCAGCCGAAGGAGCUGUUAGAGAGGCUGGUGCAGGCGUGGUUCAGGGUUAUGGCGAGGCAUUUGAGGUUGACGAGUUUUUUGAUUGGGGGGGUGGGGGUGGAAGUGGAGAGAAUUGGGGGUGGGGAGGGGGGGAAUGAGCGGGUGGAUCACGGACAGGGCAAUGGUGCGGGUAUUGUGGCGGUUGAAAACGCCGUCGAGACCGAAGGGGACGCGGGCGCUGACGUUCAACCCGCGAACGCGCCAGUUACUGGCGGCAAUGUCGCGGAGACCGAGACAGGGAGCGGUCUUACGGAAGCGAAAGAAGGAGAACCUUCAUCAGCGCCUCAUCGCUCCGAUACCGAAGGAGAACCUGCAGCCUCAUCAAGCUCACCCACGAAGCCAACCACAUCCUCCACCAAACCCCGAACAAAACACGGCCUAGACCGCGAAUUCCCCUACAUGCGCGUCCCCAACCACGACCACGUGGAACUCAUUCCGGGCGAACGCAUGCUAACCCCAAUGCGGAGGGACGAACCCUUACGUGGCAGGGAGGGCGAGACGGAGGAGGAGGUGCGGUUGAAUUGGACGAAGGUUUAUGUGCCGGAGGAUUUCAAGAUAAGGGUGGGGCUAUUGCUGUUUUUCCAGUGGGUGUGUGGGACGUUGUUGAUUGCUGCGAUUAUCAUCGUGCCUCUAUUCCUGGGUCGGACAUUCUUCAUCCAAGCCUCCACACUCAUCCCCAACGUCGAAGCAUUCACAACCCCCUCCUACAACCCUCUAAGGAACGCAACCCUGCUCGCAGAAACAGCAAACAACACGACCACAACAAUCUCGCAUCCGAAACGCAUCAUGCGCCCCGACUUGCCUGUUCACGACAUGUACUCAUACGCGGUCGGGAUCUUCUUGCUGUUCUUGACGCUGCAUCCUGUUAUACGGCUGAAUGAUUUGAUUCGAUCGUGGCAGCGGAGGACGCAUACCCAGCGGACGACUAUUGCGCAACGUGCUUCUCCCGCUGCGAAUACUGGAGGAGUCGGCCAUUCGAUAGGCGGGGAGACUCCAGCUCGCAUUGUGCGGCGACACCCAUGGCGACGCGUAGUGCGGAGAUGGGUGCAUCGUGGGAUGCGAUCCUCGGUUCUGGUGGCGAAACUGGCGUUUCUGGGAUUCAUGUUUGGAAUCCUCCUACCGCUACUGGAGGGAUUACUCUUCGACAUGUACCUAAUCCAACCCUUCCGCCCCCUCGUCGUUCCACGGUUUGCGUCAACCGGCGGUCUCCCAACACCAGUGCAACCCACCUCCGGUGGCGGCGGCGGCUCGCGCUACGUCGGGGUCAACCUCGCCGCACCGCCCACCCACGCCCAAGCGACACGGAUGCUGAUCCAAGCGUUGUUGCAAGACUGGGCCCUCGGCGCAGUCUACAUGAAGAUCGGCUGGGCGCUCGUGAUGGUCGGCCCGGAGAACGACGUGCAGCGCGUUCUUCGGGAGAUGGUCACCGGCGGCGUGCGGCGCGUGCGGGUCCGGCCCGUGUGGAACGUUGUCAUCCGCCCAUUACUGCUCAUCUGCCUCGCGCUCACCAUCGUGCCGAUUUCCGCCGCGGCGGGGAUCCGGUAUGUGUGGAAACCGGCGUUGAUGCAGGCCGGUGGGGGUGGGGAUAGCGAGUCGACGGUUAGUCUGGCGUUGAGUCUGAGGUGGGCGUUUCCGGGGACCUUGGUAUGUGGGUUGGUUGUGGGCGCGCUGUGGGCGGGUGUGAAGGCGCUGUUGGCGUGGAUGGAGCAGAUUAGGGAGGAGCAGUUUUUGGUGGGGAGGAGGCUGCAUAAUUUGGAUGAUGGGGGGGCGGUGGCUGGGCGGGCGCCGCAGACGACAGCCCCGCAAGUACCGGCACCGGUUGUUGAUGCACCUGUACGGGAUGGACAUCCGACAGCGGCGCCACUGCCUGAGGAAGGCUCGAUAGCGGCGGGACCAUCCGACAUUCACCAGCAACAAUCACUCGCCACCACCAACACCACUGAGCCUCUACCCUCAUCAUCCAUCUCGACGGCAGUUGGUGCCGUUGAAGCUCUGACGGACCCAUUGCAUACCGCGGAAGGCAUCCUCUGA
Molecule: messenger RNA, 5265 nt
Organism: Fimicolochytrium jonesii
Lineage: Eukaryota; Fungi; Chytridiomycota; Chytridiomycetes; Spizellomycetales; Powellomycetaceae
Exons: 10
Coding region: 1-5265 (1754 amino acids)
Cellular component (GO): endoplasmic reticulum membrane
Molecular function (GO): zinc ion binding
Source: RefSeq, a predicted model, not a curated record